This is a messenger RNA of Clarias gariepinus (North African catfish), 8443 nucleotides long. RefSeq names its product FHF complex subunit HOOK interacting protein 1B (gene fhip1b). Gene Ontology annotation, cellular component: FHF complex. The record is from RefSeq and is a predicted model, not a curated record. The coding region runs from base 821 to 4234 and encodes 1137 amino acids. The transcript is spliced from 14 exons. NCBI's taxonomy places the organism in Eukaryota, Metazoa, Chordata, Actinopteri, Siluriformes, Clariidae. Gene Ontology annotation, biological process: endosome to lysosome transport; early endosome to late endosome transport; lysosome organization.
ACUCGAGAAAGAAGAUGGCUGCGCAAGGAGAGAGGUAAUGAGCUGGGAGAGAGAGAGAGAGAUUUGAUGGUGGAGGACAGGCCCGCUGCAGCGCGAGACGCAGACAGAAAACGAGUCGUGCACGAGCCGAACCGGUGGCGUUUCUGAUACUGUCUUCCUCUUCCGUUAGACGUUAUUCGGUCGAGAGUGAAGAGCUGAGCCGCUUGCCUUUGGCUAACUGCAGAGUCAGGACUAGCUAGCAGUUAUUCCGUCAAUAUUAGUGGCAUCUCCUCCUCUGGUGAUCCUGUGUGGAAGGAAACCGGCUUUAAUCAGUAAGACAGACUGUGUUGAGGAUCUACAGAAGGUGGGAAGAGUGUGCUUUGUGAAGCUCUGUUCCAGAAGCGUCAGGAGGAAUUUCUACCACAGAUCUCCCUUUCUAUCACAGGAAAUAUGAGGCAUUAGCUUUUUAGGCUACACUGUGCUACAGGUAUGGAGUGGUGUCGGCUACAGACUGGAUGACAUUGCUGACCUGUUUCAGUCCCACAUUCUGACUGCCCUGCUAUUCUGACAUUUCUUGCUGAGGACACCAGCGGGACUCUGCCCUUUUUAUGCUCUCACCUCCCAUUCUCUCUUGUGCACCUGUACACACUCCGUCUUUGGCUGUUUUUGUAUUUUAUGCUCCCUUCCUUCCCCUCUUCCCCUUUCUUCUCCUCUCCUCUCUUCUUUUCCCUUCCUCCUCCUCCUCCUUUUCUUUCUUCCCUCCCUUUCUCUCCUCUGGUCUUUCCCUUUGUUCUGGAAGAGCCCCACCUCAAGAAUUUUGACCUUAGGCCAAGAAGCUAAGAUGAGCUGGCUGAGUCGUAUAACUCCCAGGGGUCCAGAUGGGCGGAGCAGUCGGAAUGUUGCCCCAUCUAGCCCAUGCACUGCCGACCCCGAGACAUGCUUGAUAGUGUUUGAGAACCAUUGGAGACAGGUGUCGUGGGUAUUGGAUCAGAGGGACCCUGUGGCAGGGGGAGCUGAUGAUUUGACAGCUGUGAGGAAUCACACUGAUCAAAUGCUAUGUUUGCUGGCAGAGGAAAGACCAGCAGGGGGCGACAGUGAUCCACCAGCUUUAGGUCCUAUUUUGGAGCUGGUAGUGUCUGAGAACAUCCUGGAACGCCUGGUACAGUGGCAUGUUCGCCGUGGUCUAGACCCUGACAGCCAAACGGCUCUGCUGAAGCUUUUUGAAAUGCUGAUUGGCCAAUCCCAUCAGCCCUUGCUCCAGAUCAGUGCCGUGCUCCAGCCACUGCUCAUCCUGCUGGGAGCCUGUGUAGACCCACAGUUCGGCUGUCCCGCUAACCUGGAGGCCAGCCUCGUGUUGCUGCUCAACCAGGUUUGUGUGUCCAUGGCGAGGCAGCCUGCUGUGUUGGAGCUAUUGUUUAGGUGUGGUACAAUCCAGCAGGGUCCCACAAACCUGUUGAUUUUCUCACUGCUGGUACCGUUUAUCCAUCGAGAUGGAGCUCUGGGACAACAAGCUCGCGAUGCCUUGCUUUUGGUCAUGGCUACCUCGGCCAGCAGCCAUGCUGUGGCCCGCUACAUCACUGAGAACUCCUACUUCUGUCCGGUACUAGCGACAGGCCUGAGUGCACUGUAUUCCUCACUGCCACGGAAGAUUGAGGUGCGUGGUGAUGAUUGGCAUGCCCUGCGGCGGGAGGACUGGAUGGGCGUGUCCUCUCUGGUCCUUUUCAUGAACAGUCUAGAGUUCUGUAACGCUGUGGUACAGGUGGCACACCCACUUGUCCGCUGCCAGCUAACUGAUUACCUCCACAAUGGCUUCCUGGUACCAGUCAUAGGUCCUGCCCUGCACAAGUCAUCUGUGGAUGAAAUGAUAGCAAGUACAGCAUAUCUGGACUUAUUUUUACGUAGUGUCGCAGAGAAAGCUCUUCUCAAGACUUUUCUUCGCUUCAUACUGCUGCAUCGUCAUGACAACGACACAAUCCUCGAUACACUGCUCACACGCAUCAGCAGCAACUCACGGCUGUGCAUGGUCUCUCUCAGUCUCUUCAAGACUUUGCUCUCCCUCAACUGUGAAGACCUUAUGCUCCAGCUCGUUCUCAGGUAUUUGCUGCCUUGCACACAUGUGAUGCUGAGUCAGCGGCGUGCAGUCAGAGAGACCGACCUCUAUGGCAAAUCAGCCGAUAAGUUUCUGUCUCUCAUCCCAGAAUGCUGCCGAAUCACCACAGCAGCCUGUAAUGAAAAGGAGGAGGAACCUGCCUUUUGGGGUAAAGUGAUGGGUAGCCCCAGUUCAGAGUCUCCCAUUCACACCAAGCCCAGCACUCCAUCUCGUUUGGCACUCUUUAUGCGCCAGCAAAACACAAGCAACCCAUCCUCCACUGCUGCUUCUGACAACACUCCCUCCUCUCCUCGGGGCAGCUUUUCCACUGCUUCUCCCAACAGCCCCAUGCAUCAGCCUCCUGAUGCUUCAGAAGUGGAAUCCGGUUACAUAGAGUACCUAAGAGAUGCACGGCGGGGCAUUGAGCUCUGCUCAUGGGCCUGUCGGAACUGGUCAGCCCCUUACGAUGGAGAAAACCCUUCCCCCAACUCUGCACCACCUCCACCACUACCACCCACAUCCAACCCAUCUCUCAAUAUGGUGCCUGAGCACUUCUCCAUGCAGCAAAGUGGACUUAAAGACAUCCAGCAAAGGGCAGCCGUAGUGGCAGCAGCGCGUACAGAAUGGAGCAGCUCAGAUCGGAACAGUGGAGAGUGGGAUGUAACAAUCAGUAAGAACUGCAUUAGCCUCACACCUCGCAGCAAAAAACGCAGCCUGUUGCCCAAUUCUGUUUCUCUGCAACCAUCAUCAUCAUCGCCCUCGUCAGCAGUUCCCACAUUAGGGCCAGGAGAGCCUGCAGCUCGCCAACCUCACGCACUUCCACGUCGAGCGCUCUUUAAUGGCACUGGACAAGCAGAUGAGUGUGUGGAUAUGUCUGAUAGAGGGAUGGAGGUAAAGAAGGUGAAGAGAGAUGCAGAUGCUAGUGGAGGAGUGGAAGAAUUAGGCAUGAAUGGAAGAGCGAUUAUUGUGGCUACAGAAUCUAGUCUUCCAUUGCAAGGAGAGUGUAUGAAACCAUCUCAGGUGCAAUCUACUUCGCUUCCACAACCGCAGUCAAGCCCGGCGAACUUGGAGCGGCGAACCCAGGAAUGUAACUCCAGUGAGGGACAAGGAACUACUCCAGCCACAAACUCAACUGAAACUUCAAUUCCCACAAGCUGCAGCAGCCCAGGGUUAGAGUCGGUCGAGAGCCUGCUCGAUGAGCUGCUAGAACAAGCACCAUCAGAACCACUUGCUGAAGAAUCCAAUGGCCAGGGCAUCAGUAUUGAAGCAUUUCACCAAGAGCUAAGAGAACUUGAAGAGCGAGUAAAGGGAAGGAGGGUUCAUAAACGAAGUACUGAUGAAUUUAUACAAGAUCCUUUAUCUAAUCUUCCUGAUCCAAACCAGACUGAUGAGGAGUGCCCUUCUUUGGUGACUGAGCACGCAGCUGAAGAAUCAAAGCCUGAAAGCUCCACUCCAACCGUGUUCAGCCCAGCACGACCACUUGGACAGCCUCAAGCACAACCAUACAUAGGGCCCUUUUUGACGGUGCUGUUUUCAAAGCUGGAGAACAUGAUGCAAAAUUCUUUGUAUGUAAACAUUCUGCUGACGGGCAUCAUGUUUCAGCUUGCCUGUUACCCUCAGCCUCUGCUCCGCUCCUUUCUCCUUAACACAAAUAUGGUGUUCCAGCCUAGUGUCAAGUCUCUCAUACAGGUGCUUGGAUCUGUAAAGAAUCGUAUUGAAGGAUUUGCUGCAGUGCAUGAGGAAUUUCCAGCUAUGCUAAGGAAGGCUCGACGCUUCCUUGUCACACGAGGCAAAAUAGACUGGACAGAUUCUCCCACGGGGGUACCCCCUCUCCGCCGAUCAGAUUCAAUGGUGAAGAGUCGAAAGCCAUCACUGGGUGAGCUGAUCCUAAGGCAUACCAACAGUCCAACACGAGCACGCCACGCAGCUCAGGCAGCUCUGGCACAUGUGAGGGACGGUGGGCAUUCUCUGCACAGUGCUUUAUUCCGUGGUGUGGUUGCCGGAACUGGGACUUCCAGUCUGGAGAAACAGGCAGAGGCACUGCGGGUAAAGAACACAGUUUACUGUGCUGUCAUCUUCUCUGAGUUUCUCAAGGAGUUGGCAGCUUUGGCACAGGAGCAUGCAGUGGCCAUGCCCUUCCCACCUAGCCAGGGCACUGAGGAGUAACAGACACUGUGCCUAAUCUUUCCGUGGUUUUUAAUAGGAAUAAGAAACCAAGCGUGUGAGGAUAGGUGUAAAAUAUCAUGUUUAUAAUAUUUUUUUUAAUUGUACAGGAUAUGUAAAAGCUUCAUUGUUAAAGCUUUAGAAAGUUGUCCAUAUGAAUCUUGUAUAAAUUCUAUAUAAAAUAUGUGUAUAAUGUUUUUACUCCGUAUGCUCAAAGCAACUCGUAUGCUUUAACAUGGCUGUACACAGGCACUCCUUGAAAGCAUUUAGGUGUUAUUUCGCAACAUAUCCUUUUUUUUUUUUUUGUAAGAGGCAUGCUGCUGUGAUCUUUUUAUAUUAGUAGGUCUGUACUGAGUAAAUCUAAUCAAGGAAUCUACUUUAAAAAAUGUAAACAAAGCCCCAUUAAACCCCCAUAUUUCUACUUGUGUAGGUUUAUAUAGGAAAAUGAUUCUUAAUAUGGCUUGAUUGUCAAUAACCAUAUUAAGUGUCUUGAUAGGCUGACUAAACAAUAACUAUGUACAACCCCUUUUAGCCAAACAAAGUAAAGAAAAUGACAAACUGCCGGUGAGCUCAUGCAGCACCUACACAUUAAGCAGAAAUAUUUUCUUGUCCAAGUAAAAAUACAUUUUUAAAAACAGGAUUAUUGUGAUUAAGUUACAAUAUGCAUCUAUAAAAGUCUUACUUCUCUUUUUUUUUUUUUGCCCUGAAAGGCCCAUUUGCAGAAUUAAUAAGGAGCACAGAACAGUUAGCUUACAUGAAUUAUAAAACAUUUUACUCACUGAAAUAUUGGGUGCAUUUGUUGUGUAUUAAAAUGGGGAAUUUAAACCUUAGCACAUGAGUACCCUGAUAAAACUUAGUUUGAUCAUUCGUAGUAUAAGAUGGUCAAAUGUGUGCUGCAACCUGUUUUUGAAGAGAUACUGCAGGCAACUUUUAUUAUUUUAUAAACAUUUAUUUCCAUCCUCUUACCCCACAAUCUAAGUCACAAAUUAAUGCAAAGGGACUCAUUGCCUAACUAAAGCACACUACUCUUUUGUCUGAGGGGCGUUCAAGAGAAACCUGAAAAAAUUUCUUGUAAAUGAAGGUGUAAAACCGAUUAAUAUUUACAGGAGACUUUAAGCACAGUAUAGUAAUGAGACUAUUAACCACGGUAAAACAUUUAAAAAUAUUAAAAUAUAAAAUGUUAAAAUAUUUUAAAGAAAACCAUGCUUCCUUGGGUGGGUCGGAUACCACUGUAGUUGUUCCCAUAAACAUUCAGCAAGUGCACUGCCUGAUCCUUAAAAAGCCAGAGAAAACUUGUCACCAGCUUGCGGAAAAGAUGCAUCUGUCUGUGGAAACUGUACACACAAUCAUUCACGAACAACUUUUGCAACUUUUUAAUAGGAUCUCGUCUGUACAGUUUCCAUACAGUCCUUACCUUGCUCCAAUCCGUUUCUACAUGCUUACGCCAUUAAAGGAGUUCCAGGGAGGCCAGUGUUUCAGACGUGAUGCAGGCAGUCCAAUUAUGGCUCUGGCAUACUGAGAAAAUUGUCUAUUUUCUUGGUAUCCAGGCACUAGUGAGGGGAUUGUAUAGAGAAAUAAAGAGAGUUUUUACUCUCAUAACUGUGUUCUUUUAUUGUGCACAGUCAGGUGUUUGGUUUACCUUGAACGCCCCUUGUUUCUAGGUAUAUUUAAAUAUAACAGCAUUCUCAAAAACAUAUAAUUUUCUUUAAUAGUAAUAUGUUGUUGUUGUUGUUUUAAACACAACAAUAGAUGUGUACAUCCUGGUACACCACAGUUGUCUAAAUAAAUUGCCAUUUCUCAUAUGUGUUUGCUGUAGGGUUUCCUAAAGAUUGUCUACAGAGUAUGAGCUAAUUUAUUUAUUUUUUUCCUCCUCCCUUGAGGGACAUUAAACAGACAUAAGAGACAUAGCAUACAACAGUUGUUGGGAUUUGGUGACUUGAAGAUCUAAUACUAAGCUACAGAAUACUUAGCAACAAAAAUAUCAUUCAAACCCUGAUUGUAAACCCCAAGUGCAAUGCCCCUAUUAUAUGCCACAGAUAUACCCACCGUUUCAGUGAGUAUUUAGGAAGAAACUUCGGGAGUUGACCAGUCAGGCAUGAUCAUCUCAGAGUGUCUGUUCUUAGACACAUCAUCUCAAAGGGUUAAAAAGGGAUCACAGGAAGAACAUACAUACUCCAGUAGAGUACUGCAUGCGCCACUUUUUAUGUUCUUAUUGUCAAAUUAUAUUCGAUUGCACAUACUGCAGAUUGUAUAUCCUCUCUGACUGGAGGUGGUCCUGAGAGACUGAAAUGGCACAGGAAAUUGACUGGAAGGAGAAUAACAACAACAGGAGGAGGAGGAUAAUCAUUGCAACAGGAGAAUUAGAUUUUCGAAAAGGCACUGAUCCUUUACUGGCUCUUUAUGGUGAUCUAUUUAGUUUCUGAAUAAGUGGGCUAUUUAGUUUCCCUGGUGGCCGUUUUCAUAGAUGACGAGACUGUCAGUUUUUAGGCAAGUUCCUGCACAGGGAAUGUGCCAAGUUCAGAGAAGCAGAAGCAAUCUCAGUGUUGCAGCAGGCACUAAGUUCGUUGUACGUUUUAGUUUCUUUUGGAAUAAGUUUUCCCCAGGGGACUUUAGUAUUCAUUGUGAAAAAACCACAUGGGCUGGUGUAUGUGUGGGCGUUCUGUUCUCCUCUUUUUUUUUCUUCUUUUUUUUUAUAUGUACUGAUUCUUUGUUUUCGUGCAUUAAAUUUUGCUUAAUUCUUCCUUGAUUUUUUUUCUAAUUAUUCACAGCCAUUGAGACAUUAUGUCACACUUUCUUAUACUUUCUCUACACUUGUCUUUUAAUGUACCAUAAAAUGUUCUAAUACUGUUUGGUUUAGUGGGAAAACGUAACAAUUUUGUUUUAGACCUGUAAAUUUAAUUGCACUUAAUUUUGAGUUGUAUGUGUAUAUAAAAAUGCAGAAAAUACUGGUUAAAUUAACAGGAUGUAAAUGUUGCAGCUUGGACUCAGUGACACUUAUCAAUCCAUCCAUCCCUUUGUCCCCCAUCUGCUCUACUGCUAUCCAUUACCAGCAAGCUUUUCUUUUCUUAGACUUUCCUUGGAGUGUUUGCUCCCCAAAGAUGCAUAGGAUAUUGAAAUUUCAAUCUGGAGAUUUAUUCAUGCUUGUUUUUUGACAUUCAGUAACAGAACCAUUACAUAUGUUUACUUAAGGAACAAAUGUCAUAUUUUUUAUUUUUUUUUUUCUGUUCUCAAUGGUGGAAAUAUGGCCUAUGUUGCAAUAUUCAUCUAAAAUCUUAACUGCCCUUAAGCUUUUGUUCAGGGUUUAUGAAGUGUUUGUAUGUGCCAGGCGCUUACUGAAUAGUCACUUUAAAGAUGCUCCAAGUUGUUGACAGGAGCUAUCUACAAGUGAUGUUAUGCUAUUGGCUGUUGUGUCUCUAGGCAUGUAAGGAAGAGUUGAAAAGGGAAUAUUUAUGACCUGUUUUAGCAACAUCAGAAGAAGCAAUAGUGCCAAGUAUUACUCAGUAAUCAGAUUACUGGCCCCCUGUAAUGUAUUUACUGCUCGAUAGAUCUUAAAUGGGCACCAUUGUGCACAUAUGUUGACAAAGUAUGUUGGAUCACCUAUGCCACAGAGGCUGCUCCAGCACACAUUGUACCUUGAGGUUAUACCUCUAGAAUAUAUUCAGGAUUGUAAAAUGAAAAAAAAAGAGAAGAAGAAAAAAAAGUAAUGAAGCUUUUGACAACGUAAUUGCUUGUUCUCAGGUGCUGGCUGUAUGAAAUUUGGAAAGCUGUGGUUAUAAAUUCAGUGGAACCUGUAAAGGAUUUUGUAGAUGAUUUUAUUCAUUACUUAUUGCUGUUCAUUUCAUUUCUUUAUUUUUCUUAUCUUGGCUGUUUUUCCUUUGAACGGUGAAGUGCUGAUGUGUUCGCGGCUUGUUAUCUAUGCAAACCAGCUCCUGUUGCUCUUAAUCUGAAACGGUUCAGCUUUUGUGUACACACAGUAAUGCGUAAACUUGGGGAAAUUUACCAAGCUUGUCUUUUUCCCUUAAAAAUUUACAUAACUGUAUGGAAACAAAUGCAAAAUGAUGAAUGUUGCCAGAAAUAUUUUUCUAUAUAUAAAUCCUGAUGAGUACAGCUGAUUUCAGUAGGCCAAAUCAAUGGUUACACUUUAAAAUCUGUAAAACACUAAAAGGGAUUUGUUUUUAAAAAAUUAAUUUAUAAAUGUUUUACUUGGCAAUA